Messenger RNA from Magallana angulata, 605 nucleotides. RefSeq names its product insoluble matrix shell protein 5-like. Gene Ontology annotation, molecular function: calcium ion binding. The coding region runs from base 115 to 522 and encodes 135 amino acids. The record is from RefSeq and is a predicted model, not a curated record. Lineage: Eukaryota; Metazoa; Mollusca; Bivalvia; Ostreida; Ostreidae. The transcript is spliced from 4 exons.
GAAGGAGUGCAUUGACUAGGUAAACCAUUACUCGUCGGUUAUCUCUUUCCUUUAGUCUGGGGUCGUUUUGGGGGCUAGUGUUCCAAUUAUAUCAUCUGUUGCCAUUUUAAAGAAAUGAUUGCAUUUAUUCUGUCCUGUAUUUUGAUCGGUGCCAAUGCUGGCCCCUUUCCAGAAGGAAGCGAUGCUGAGGCGAGAUAUGUCUUUCAUCUCGCAGACAAAGACGGCAAUUACUCACUCUCGCUUGCCGAGUUUCAGCGCAUUUUCUUCGAUUUCGAUCGAAAUCACGACAAGUCAGUGACCAGUGACGAGUUCCUGUUGGACUGGAUGGAGCGCCACCUCGGAUCGUCACUGGAGGCUGUGAUUCUUUUCCACCAUCUGGACGUGGACAGGAAUGGACAUAUCGAAGAUACAGAUAUUCCCUGGAUUCUUGCCUUUUUUGACAGAAACAUGGAUGGGGUUGUAGGACAAGCAGAAUUCGUCAUCACCUGGCUGAAACUGAUUAACUCUCCCCAGUCCAGAUGAAGAAUACAAACACACACGUGUGUGAAAGCAUAAUGUCUUGUUUCUUUUUUUUAAAAAUCGUUCAUUAAAAUCCAAAAACCCUA